AUGUCGUUCAUUGGAACCCAGCAGAAAUGCAAGGCGUGUGAUAAGACUGUUCAUUUCAUUGAACAAGUAUCUGCAGAUGGCGUUCCCUAUCACAGAACCUGCUUCAAAUGCAGUCAUUGCAAUGGACAACUGGCGAUGAGCAGCUACCAUUCCAUGGAGGGAUCUCUAUACUGCAAGCCUCAUUUCGAGCAACUCUUCAAGGAAAAUAACUUUAAGAAACCUCCAUCAGGUGGAAAGACAAACGAAAUGCUGACUAAGGCCCCUAGCAAAUUGUCCUCCCUGUUCUCUGGGACUCAAGACAAAUGUGCUGUCUGCACCAAAACUGUUUAUCCCUUGGAAAAGGUUACUAUGGAAGGAGCGUUUUACCACAAGAACUGCUUUAGGUGUAACCAUGGGGGUUGCUUCCUCUCACCCUCAAACUGUGCUGCUCUAGAUGGCAUUCUAUACUGCAAGCACCACUUUGCUCAGUUGUUCAAGGAGAAGGGCAGCUACAGCCACCUCACCAAGACUGCUUCUCUGAAGAAAAAUGCAGCUCCAUUACCCGAGCCAACUCCGGCGGAAGAGGCAGAAGCACCAAAGAAGGACGCAGCAGCCGAAGCAGAGCCCCCGGCAGAGGAGUCACAAGAGCAAUAG
Messenger RNA from Argentina anserina (silverweed cinquefoil), 633 nucleotides. Its product is annotated as LIM domain-containing protein WLIM2b-like. The transcript has 5 exons. Lineage: Eukaryota; Viridiplantae; Streptophyta; Magnoliopsida; Rosales; Rosaceae. Bases 1 to 633 code for a protein of 210 amino acids. Gene Ontology annotation, biological process: actin filament bundle assembly. Gene Ontology annotation, cellular component: actin cytoskeleton; plasma membrane. The record is from RefSeq and is a predicted model, not a curated record. Gene Ontology annotation, molecular function: actin filament binding.